This is a messenger RNA of Didymodactylos carnosus, 2157 nucleotides long. Lineage: Eukaryota; Metazoa; Rotifera; Eurotatoria; Philodinida; Philodinidae. The record is from the annotation of a GenBank genome assembly.
AUGAUUGGUGCCUAUCAGUUUAUAUACGAAUAUUACUUUUCACAAGCUGAUAGUAAUGAUCAUGGUAUUACGAGUUCAAUAGAAGCAAGUAACUUCUUACAACGUUCAAAUUUAAAAUCGGAUGUAUUAAAGGAUAUUUGGGGCCUGGCAGAUCCAAAUGGAAAAGGGUAUCUCGAUCGACAUGCAUUUUAUAUCGCAUUGAAAUUUGUUGCAUUAGCACAAAAUAAUUUACAAUUGAAUUAUGAUAAUCUUUAUCAAGAAUUACCACCACCAAAUCUUGGCGAAAUUCCUCAAUCGGUUCACAUGUUAGUCGAUGAUUCUUGGCAUAUUAAUGCCACAGCACGAUGUACAUUUGAUCGUGCAUUCGAUAAACUGUGUGGUAUUAACAAUAAAUUACCUGGAUCUCAAGUUAAGACAAUUUUAUUGAAAUCAGGGUUGUCUGCUGAUUUACUGCAUCGAAUAUGGGAUCUGAGUGAUUAUGAUCAAGAUGGUGCGCUAGAUCGUGAAGAAUUUGCCAUCGCAAUGUUUCUUAUACAUCGCAUCAAACAAGAAUUAACCAAAGAGCUACCCGAUAAAUUACCAUUAAAUUUAUUGCCGAUUAAAGUUCGACGAAUCUCAGGAGAUAUUAGCGGCGUACUUCCAUCAACCGUUACAACAAUAUCACCUAAAAAACAUGAAGAUAGUUGGAUUGUUAGUCCGGAAGAAAAACAACGUUUCGAUGUACUUUUUCAAUCACUUGACACUGACAAAGAUGGUUUUAUUAUUGGCACAGAUGUUUUUCAAACAUUUUUGGCUAGUGGUUUACCCAAUUUUGUGUUGUCGCAUAUUUGGAAUAUUUGUGAUAUUGGACAAACAGGUAAACUGAAUUCUGAACAAUUUGCAUUAGCAGCUUAUUUGAUUAAUCAAAAACUACAAGGUAAUUAUAAUAUACCGAUGGAGCUAACAAUGGAAAUGAUGCCGCCUAGUUUACGACCGAAAACAUUUCAUAUAAAUGAGAGUGAUAAUCAAGAAUUGCAACAAUUAUUAAAUGAAGUUAGUCAACUAACCGGUGAAAAAUCUUUACAUGAAAUACAAUUGAAUGAACGAGAUCAGUUAAUUAAGCAAAAACGUUCCGAAUUAGCAUCGUUAGAAUUACACGUUGAAACUGUGGUUAAAACAUUAAACGAACGUGAACAACGACAAACAGAGAAACAAAAUGAUCUAUAUGACAUUGAGGAAAAAAAGCGUAAAGCCGUUCAACAUAUAAAUGACUUGAAACAACAAAUAUCCACAGAAGAACAGUCAAUUCAACAAAUUCAAGAAAAAUUACAUGUAUUAGCCGUGGAUUAUGAUGUUCAGCAACAAAAUGAUGUACGAAUUAAAAAUAGUGUAGAUCAAUUAAAACUGGAGAAAAACAGUUUUGAAACAAAACUGAUGACAAAACAACAGACAUUAUCACAAAUGACGCAUGAUUUAGAAAAAUUUCGAUACAUUACAGAAAAUCAAAAAAAAUUACUGGAUGAUUACAUGGGCAGUAAUGAUCAACAAGAAAUUUCAGAAUUAAUAAUCAAAUUCAAACAGAUAACAGAUUUAUCCAAUAAUUUACCCUCUGUUUCUGUUCCUCCUCCUUCUCAACGAACUAUACCAUUAUCAACAUCAAGUGGUAAAAUAUCGGCAUCGAACAGUAUGACGGGCGAGUUCACUAACCAGGCCAAUUUUGUAGCAAAUUUUCCUGUUCAAUCUACACAAAUGUCAUCAUCAAAUUCACAUCCACAAGGCUUUUCAGUCGAUCCAUUUGGUUUACCUGCCACAUCAGUGGGAUCAACCGUAACAAACGCUCAUUUUGGGGAUGGAGAUCCGUUUGCUUCAUCCACAACAACUGAUCCGUUCGGCUUUCCAACAUCAUCUGCUGGAGGCGCUGAAGUUGGAGGAGAAACUCAUAUCGAUAACAGCGAUCCGUUUCAACAGAAUGUUUCCAGUAAAUUCGCUGCCACACACGAUCUAAUAAAAAAAUCAAUGGCAAACCGUUCAAAAACACCUAAUCCAAAUAUGUUCAGUUUAAAUUCAUCAGUGAAAGUUGAACAACCUCAACGUCCUCAGUCAGCCAUGGAUUCGGUAUUCAAGACGGCUCCAAAUCAGUCUCAAGCAUUUAACGAUUUACUUGAUAUAUUUUCAUAG